ACCUUUAUUCUCAGUUUUAGCUUUUAAACGUUGUAAUUUUUUGCUUUUCCUGUUCUUACUGACAUUAUUCAAUUCAGCUCUUAGCGCUUUAAGGUUAUGCCCUGUUGUGUCACUGAUAGAGCUGUUGGUAACACUGAAUCUGUCGACCUUUUUAUCGGUUUUCAGGGUGACGUUAACCUAGCUAGCUAACGUUAGCUAAUUGCUCAACUCUGCUUCAUUCCGUUAAGCCAAAAGGAAGAACUGCGGAGAGCCCUGCACUACAGAUGGUCUAAACUGAAGCAUGAUGAAGCACACACACAGUUGGUGCCAGGCUACUCCCUCAAUGACUGUUGGAGUCAAACCCAGCAAUCCCCACUCCCUCCAAAUCAGAAGAGGUCUACGGCUCAAAAGAGCCAACACCCGAGACGCCCAGGGCCCACCAGGGAAGAGCCAGCCAAGCCAGCGCCGGGACGCGAUCUAUUAUACCAAAAUGACCAUGCCCCCAACCAUUGUCAUCCAGCGGCAGGAAAUGGCAUCGUUCUUUAGACUUUUUGAUGAUGACCUGAUCCAUGAUUUCCUGUGGAUGGACUGUUGCUGUAAAAUGAGUGACAAGUACCUUCUUGCCAUGACCUUUGUGUACUUCAAAAGGGCCCGCUUCACUAUCGCUGAAUACACCAGAAAGAAUUUUUUCAUUGCACUGUAUCUUGCCAACACCAUGGAGGAGGAUGAGGAAGAGAGUAAGUAUGAGAUUUUUCCAUGGGCGCUGGGCAAGAACUGGAGGAAGCAGUUUCCCCGCUUCCUCAAGCAACGAGACAAGCUGUGGGUUCGUGUCGAGUACAGAGCUGCUGUCAGCAGGCGCUGCUGCGAAGAGGUGAUGGCCAUCGUGUCCUCUCACUUUGUGUGGCAGCGAGAGCGGUCAGAACACCACAGCGGCGCCCAGCGGCAGUAUGGGUACCACACUCGUAUCCCUCGUGGGCCCUCGGCCUCCCCGGUCUCCUGUGCCCUCUGUAAACGUGGCACUGGAUUGGAUCAGAGCCAAAGCGCCUCUUCUCCCUCCAGAGGUUUUGCUGUGCAGACCCUUAACCCUGCCUUUUCACACCCAUUCACCUCUGCACUGAGUUUGGAGAUCACCCCACCCAGAGCUGCAGUCUCUCGCAGGAAGGUGGUGGAGACUAAAAGCCAGGCACAACAUUCCUUCUGCUGCUGUGCUGAGGAGGUUCCCAGGGAUGAGUCUUGCUGUGGGUCCACAUAUGACUCCUCCAUGGACUGGAUCAGUGAGGAGUAGAGCAUCACACCACCUCAGCAGACCCAGCUGUUCUAUAUAUUGCUCUCUCUCUUUAAUACCACUUUUACUCUGAAGUAAAGGUCUGAAUCACAAAUGU
Molecule: messenger RNA, 1361 nt
Organism: Perca flavescens (yellow perch)
Lineage: Eukaryota; Metazoa; Chordata; Actinopteri; Perciformes; Percidae
Gene: spdya
Product: speedy/RINGO cell cycle regulator family member A
Exons: 7
Coding region: 281-1264 (327 amino acids)
Biological process (GO): positive regulation of cyclin-dependent protein serine/threonine kinase activity
Molecular function (GO): protein kinase binding
Source: RefSeq, a predicted model, not a curated record